AUGUUCACCUGCUUUUCAUGCCUUCUCAUGGUGUGGCACACCAUUGUCCUGCUGCUGAUGUUCUGCUACGACUACGAUUCGAAGCAGGCAUUUGCCGUGCGAUUCCUCAUGGUCUCGUCUGGCAUCUUUGUUGUGGCAAAUUGGGCCUUCUGGCGAGACUUCGUGCGGAACUAUCGCGAUUCUCAGGAUGAGGAGAGGCUAGAUUUUGUGGGUCUGUACAAGCUCCAGCUCUUAUGCAAGAUGUACAAAUCCAAGGUCAUCACUUCGCACAAGGUAGCUGAUUUGCGUGCUGCAUCUGGCAGUGUACAGUUUGCCUUGAGGCCAGGGCUGCAGCAUGUCGAUUUUGAUGACUCUGAGGUCGUCGCGAAGCUCCCAUGUGGCCAUUGCUUCCACACGGCUUGCAUAAACAAGUGGGUCAUCGAGGACUGGCGAUGUCCGUUUCGGUGCUCUCUGGAAGUGCCAAGGCAGGACUCGAAGCGCCCGCCAGAGGCCUGGCUGGCGAGAGCUGCCGAGGCCGCUCGCACUGGCGAUCUCUCUUGA
Molecule: messenger RNA, 540 nt
Organism: Symbiodinium sp. CCMP2592
Lineage: Eukaryota; Dinophyceae; Suessiales; Symbiodiniaceae
Source: the annotation of a GenBank genome assembly